Mangifera indica (mango) is the source of this 2206-nucleotide messenger RNA. Its product is annotated as putative BPI/LBP family protein At1g04970. The transcript is spliced from 6 exons. The coding region runs from base 617 to 2116 and encodes 499 amino acids. The record is from RefSeq and is a predicted model, not a curated record. Lineage: Eukaryota; Viridiplantae; Streptophyta; Magnoliopsida; Sapindales; Anacardiaceae. Gene Ontology annotation, molecular function: lipid binding.
CAAUGAAGUUGGUGAUGAACAAGAAAGGGUAUUGUUGAAGAAGAUGAAGAAGCAUUGCUAAAGAAGAAGCCAGUGGUUUUUUGGCGAUUCUUUGGAUUUGAGCUGUUUCAAUUUGAACUUGAGUUGGAUUAUCCCAGUUCAAGUUUAGCUCUCGAGCAUUAAACUGAGACUGAGUUGGCUCAGUUAGGAUCCGCUGAUCUAGCCCUAGCAAUAAGCCCUGUAACAACUUAAAUGUGGAAACUUCAAAGCAUCUAAUUUGUGGGUCCAUUUGUAAACGAAAGUCCACCUUUAAGAGGUGGGAAUCUUGCCUUAAAUGCUCGUCUGUAAGAGGCGAACAACCACACGCAACCACAAGUAACACUCAAAACUGUAGCCUGUGAUGUUAUUCCAACUGUAACUCAAAAUAAUGAAGAAGCCUCCAAAAUACAUUAAUCAACCCAUUUUUUGUUGAUAAACCAAUUAUAAUAAGAAGCGGUUGCUUUCAAAAUUAUAUCAGGAUUAGAUCCUGCAGAAUCAGUUUUCAUUGAAGAAUUCUCGCCAGAGAUACCCCACUUUGCAAACUACUGAUUUUUUAUCAACUUCUCUUCGUGUGAAUUCAUUCAAGGUCUAUGCUGAAAUGGGUUGCUUCUCAAAGUUCUUGUCACCUCCGAUUUUAUUCAUUUUCUUAUCACUAUUAUUGGCUCCUACAAGAACCCAUCUUCAAUCUAGUGAAGAAGGAUACAUCUCUGUAGUAGUAUCCGAUAGGGGUCUUGAUUUCGUUAAAAGUGUUCUGAUAAGCCAGGCUAUUUCCUCAAUAAUUCCACUCAAGCUGACAGAUAUCGAGAAGUCUAAGAAAAUCCCAGUUGUUGGGACAGUUCAAAUGGUUCUAUCCAAUAUCACAAUUUACAGUGUUAAUAUUAGUACUUCAUAUGCUAAAAUUGGAGAUACAGGCGUUGUUCUUGUUGCAUCAGGCGCUACUGCAAAAUUGAGUAUGAAUUGGAAGUACUCUUAUGGUACUUGGUUACUGCCAAUUGCUGUUUCUGAUAGUGGGAGUGCCUCUGUUCUGGUUGAAGGUAUGGAAGUGGGAGUUACCAUAGCUUUGGAGGAUCAAGGAGGAAUGAUUAAGCUUUGUCUCUUAGACUGUGGAAGCUCUGUAAAAGACAUCUCUAUAAAACUUGAUGGCGGAGCCUCUUGGCUUUAUCAAGUGGUAGUUGAAGCAUUUGGAGGGCAAAUAAGGUCUGCAAUUGCAGAUGCUAUUUCCAAGAAAACUAGAGAAGAGAUAACCAAGCUGGAUUCCUUACUGCAGUCACUCCCAAAAGAAAUCCCUGUUAAUAAUGUUGCAGCAUUGAAUGUUACUUUUGUCAGCAGUCCUGUGUUGAGAAAUUCUUCAGUUGAACUUGAGAUUAAUGGUCUAUUUUCUGCAUCAAGUGACACUAAAGUCCCAAACUACGACCACAAAGGACUACAGGCUUCUACUUACUGUAAUACUCCGGCUAAGAUGGUCGAAAUUGCCAUUCAUGAAAAUGUUCUCAAUUCUGCUGUGUUGGUGUACUUCAAUGCGAAUUAUAUGCACUGGCUUGUGGACAAAGUACCAGACCAGUUACUUCUGAACACUACUGGAUGGAGAUACAUUGUUCCUAAACUGUAUAAACUUUAUCCGAACGAUGAAAUGAAUCUGAAUCUAUCAGUUUCUUAUCCUCCAGUCAUAAAAAUUUUGAAGCAUGAUAUUGAUGUCAUCGUUUACUUAGAUGUGGUAAUCAAUGUUCUGGAUUCAAAUGAAGUUGUCCCAGUUGCAUGCAUCUCCUUGGUGAUAAGCACUUCAUUGACUCCAAAAAUCUUGGCAAAUAACCUCAUUGGUAGCAUCAGAUUGAUUAAUUUUAGUGCCUCCUUGAAGUGGAGCAACAUAGGAAAUCUUCAUAUGCAACUAGUUCAGUCUAUAAUGUCAACUCUGCUCAAAACUGUCUUCAUGCCAUAUGUGAACUUACGCCUCUUGAGAGGAUUUCCUUUGCCGAUCGUUCAUGGUUUUUCGCUUCAAAAUGCUGAAAUUUUCUGCAUUGAUUCAAGGGUUGUGAUCUGUAGUGAUGUAGCCUUCAAAGAACACAUUGAAUUCUAUCAGAAGCCAACUUACUACAGCUAGACAGCUUUAGGGUAUGUAAAUGUAAAAAACAGUGAAGUUGUGUCACUUUUUGUAAAUAACACUUCCGCAUAAGUUUUGCUAUUUUUCAAA